CAGAGAGGAGUUUAUUGUCCCGUGUUUGUCCCGGUAACGUUAGUUAUCCCGGUUUAUUGUCCCGGAGUUUCUCCCGGUUUGUCCCGGUGUUCCUCCGACUUUCUCCCGGUGUUUGCUCCGGAGUUUGUCCCGCAGAGGAAUGUGAGUGUCGGGUUGUAACGUCGCUGACAGUCGGUCAGAUUCACGGUUCCUGUUCUGGGUCCAUCUGUGCCGUUAAACCGGAGAAAGAACCGGACCGACCCGGCAUCACCCGUCCGGUCCCGGUGUCGGUGUUUGGAGCCAAACGGAACCCCCAUCCCGGGUUUAAAAUGCCGGGUCUGAGCGGACUGGUCCUCCUGAGUCUGUGUCUGAACCUCCACACAUGCCGGGGCUUCCCCAACAAGCUGCCCGAGCUGAGCGCCUCGCAGCCCGGACACUUCUCCUUCGCCGACCCGCUGCUGGACUACGACCGGCUGGAUGAGGAGCUGGGCGGCGGCGGGGGGCGGAACGGGACCGGCGGCGGGACGGAGGAGGGCUGCGGGCCGUGUGAGCCGGACCUGUGCCCGGAGACCCGGAGCUGCCGGGCCGGCCUGGUGCUGGACUCCUGCGGCUGCUGUAAGGAGUGCGGGAACCUGGAGGGUCAGGCCUGCGACCCGGGGGACCGCAGCGUCUACUACGGGCUCUGCGGGACCGGGAUGCGGUGUCGGGCGGACCCUCGGCACGCAGGAGGAGUAGAGGAGGAUGAAGAGGAGGAGGAGGAGGAGGAGGUGUGUGUGUGUGAGGAGCAGGAGGCGGUGUGUGGCUCUGAUGGAGUCACAUACAUGAACAUGUGUCAGUUCAGAGAGGCCGCGUUCUCCAGACCUGAGCUGCAGACCAGAGGGAGGGGGCCCUGCAAGACCGUCCCCAUCAUUAAGGUCCCCCCUCACAGCCAGGUGAACGGGACAGGAAGUAGUCUGGUCUUCCUCUGUGAGGUCUUUGCGUUCCCGAUGGCGCUGGUGGAGUGGAGGAAGGAGGGCCAAGACGUCGUCCUGCCCGGAGACGACCCCCACAUCUCAGUCCAGUCUCGGGGCGGUCCUUUGAAGUUCGAGCUCUCCAGUUGGCUGCAGAUCGAGGGGGCGGGGCUAGAGGACUCAGGAACCUAUCGCUGCAUCGCUCGUAACAACUUGGGAUCAGUGUCGGCCUCGGCUGUACUGGGAGUACUGGGAGCAGAGGAGCUGUCGUCCUACCUGGCCAACAGCGUGUCAGAGAUGAAGCAGCUGAUGGACGCCACAGACUACGACCAGGACUUUUACUGAGGCACGUGUGAUGUCACUUCCUGCCGUCUGACGCCAUUUGGCUUCCCUUCAGCAGAGACAGUUAAAACAUGAUGACAUCACACUGAAGGACGACACAGACAAAUAUUGAUCAUGUUAUUUUAUUAUUAAUAUUAUCUCAGUGAUGUAUGCUAUCGUUACUCUGACGCCACAGUGGGCGGAGACACGGAGGCUCAGCAUGUUGAACGUGUUGAUGAUGUCACAG
Messenger RNA from Epinephelus fuscoguttatus (brown-marbled grouper), 1497 nucleotides. Its product is annotated as kazal-type serine protease inhibitor domain-containing protein 1-like. Bases 309 to 1274 code for a protein of 321 amino acids. Gene Ontology annotation, molecular function: insulin-like growth factor binding. The record is from RefSeq and is a predicted model, not a curated record. Gene Ontology annotation, cellular component: extracellular region. Gene Ontology annotation, biological process: regulation of cell growth; regulation of signal transduction. NCBI's taxonomy places the organism in Eukaryota, Metazoa, Chordata, Actinopteri, Perciformes, Serranidae. The transcript is spliced from 4 exons.